AUGGAGGUCUUCGCCGUGCACAUGGAGGAGUGGAUGGCCAGCGUCGCCGCGAGUCUCAGCCGCGGAGCGGCGGAGUUCGCGGCCUGGCCUGGGGAGGAGGCGUUCGUGGCAGCCAUGCAGAGGGAGGCCGCCAAAGCUGACGAUGCCCGAUCGGCGCUGGCGUGGUACCGCGCCGGCGGCAGCUCGCUGGCCCCUGCUGGAGGUGGAGGUGGAGCAGGCCAGGCUGCCCCUGCCCGCGCAAGCUUAUGA
Molecule: messenger RNA, 249 nt
Organism: Miscanthus lutarioriparius
Lineage: Eukaryota; Viridiplantae; Streptophyta; Magnoliopsida; Poales; Poaceae
Source: the annotation of a GenBank genome assembly